AUGGAUGUUACGAGAACACUCCCAGAGAUGAUCAAAGUACAUGACCCAAAAGGGAAGGUAUUAGAACAGCGAGUACAAUAUGAUUGGAGACCUAAGUAUUGUCAAACAUGCUGUCAAUUGGGGCAUAACUGUAAGGAACCAAAGGUAAUGAGGAAUAACAUUAUGGGGACAAAGGCAGAAGUGAAGCAGAGGCAAGAAUGGAGAAAAGUGAAAGUCCUGGAUCCAAAAGUAGAUAAAAUUGAUGCUCAAGGAAGGUUCAUUGAACAAAUUGAGGAGAUAGAGCAGGAACACGUGAACAAAGAAGUGGAUGAAGUACAAUGGCAAACUGUCGAGGGAAGAUCAGCAAUAAAGAAACAUACAGAAGCAAUAAGAGGGGAACAAGUUGACAUUGGCAAUGCAUUUAAAGCCCUGGUGGAUACUGCACAGAAGAUUGUCCAGAUAUCUGAGGCUCAAGAAGAUAGGGCCAGAUCAAAGGGUGCAGAAUGGGGAGCCUGGAAUGUUAGGGGACUGAAUAAGUUGUACAAACAAAAGGAGUUAAAUUUUUUUUGCAAAAUUAAUAAGGUGGUAUGGAUAGCUAUUAUUGAACACAGAGUAAAAGAAGGGAAGGCUGAAUCAGUUAAACAAAAGAUUUUAAAAAACUGGAGAUGGGUAGAUAAUUAUGAGGAGGCCCCGGGGGGAAGGAUAUGGAUAGCAUGGGAUUCUCAGCAAGUAUAUUUCAAGAUGGAGAAGCAGAAUGACCAAUUCAUAUUAGGGAAUGUGACAAUGAUACAGCAGAAGGUUCACAUCCAUAUUUGUGCAGUAUAUGGGAGAAAUACAGUGCUAGAAAGGAAGAGAUUAUGGGAAAAGCUGAAAGAAGAAAUAAUACAAAUCAAGCAGCCAUGCUUGGUUAUGGGGGAUUUUAAUACAAUAUUAAGGGGUGAUGAAAGAUAUAAUGGGUGCCCAGUACAAGAGAUGGAGACAAAAGAUUUUAAACAGUUUAUGACAGAUACUAAAUUGGUAGAAGUAAAGACAGUGGGGAGACAGUAUACUUCGACAAAUAAUCAUGUCCAUAGCAGGAUAGACAGAGUAUUAGCCAAUGCUGAGUGGAUACAAAGAUGGCCAAAUAUGGAAGGGGUAGUUAUGAAUCCAAGCUUUUCAGAUCAUUGCCCACUAAGUAUAGUACUUGGUAGUAAUAACCUAGAUGGAGGGAGACCAUUUAGGUUCAUCAAUUGCCUAGCAAAUUUGGUAGAAUUUAACCAAGUAGUAAAGAAUUGA
Nicotiana attenuata is the source of this 1254-nucleotide messenger RNA. RefSeq lists its product as uncharacterized. The record is from RefSeq and is a predicted model, not a curated record. The transcript has 2 exons. Lineage: Eukaryota; Viridiplantae; Streptophyta; Magnoliopsida; Solanales; Solanaceae. The coding region runs from base 1 to 1254 and encodes 417 amino acids. Gene Ontology annotation, molecular function: catalytic activity.